CGCCCAACUUUAUUCCGACGGUGGACGUCUCGACGCUCAUAUACGAACGACUCUGCCACCACUGUCAGGCGGCGCAGGCACGCGGAUUUCAAUCUUGAAAUUUUCGACGGUCAGUGCACCAACGACACGACUAUACAUUCACAAAAAAGCAAAAAAAUCUCUUGAAGAUGGCUUCUUCCUCUGUGGCGAGGACCUCCAAAUACUCGUACCGUUCCACAGGAGCUGCAGGAGGCAGUGCUGACGUCAGCAUCGAAUACAGCGCGGAUCUGACAGCGCUUUCUAGGCUUGAGGAUAAAAUUCGCCUACUUCAGGAUGACCUAGAAAUUGAACGAGAACUUAGAUCUAGAAUCGAAAGAGAAAAAGCCGACCUUAGUGUACAAGUAAUCCAAUUAUCAGAACGUCUAGAAGAAGCUGAGGGUGGUGCAGAAAGUCAGUUUGAAAUUAACAAAAAACGUGACACAGAAUUGCUGAAGCUUCGCAAACUAUUAGAAGAUGUACACAUAGAGUCAGAAGAAACUGCUCUCAUCCUCAAGAAGAAACAUCAAGAAAUCGUUGUCGACUUCCAAGAACAGAUUGAUUCCUUAGCUAAAGCAAAAUCAAGAGCCGAAAAAGAAAAGGGCAAAUUCCAAGCCGAAAUCUACCAGCUCAUCGCCCAGGUCGAAAGCGUAACCAAAGAACGCUUGAUUUCCAUCAAACAAUGUGAGAAACUAGAAAUCACCGUCAACGAGCUCAACAUCAGAAUCGAGGAGCUUAACCGUUCCGUCGUUGACAUCACCUCCCACAAGACCCGUCUCUCCCAAGAGAACAUCGAGCUCAUCAAGGAAGUCCAAGACCUCAAGGUCAAUAUCGAAAACGCCAUCUACCUCAAGAGCCAGCUCGCCGGCCAACUAGAGGAUGCCCGCCGCCGUGCUGAAGACGAUGAAAGAAGACGCUCCCUUUUGGAGGCCAACCUCCACCAGGUCGAGAUCGAACUUGAAUCUGUCCGUGUGCAACUUGAGGAAGAAAGCGAAGCUCGUCUUGACCUUGAACGUCAAUUGGUCAAAUCCCAAGGUGAGGUUCAAGUCUACAAAUCCAAAUAUGAAACCGAAGUCGUUGCUCGUGCUGAAGAAGUUGAAGAAAUCCGUCGCAAAUUCACCAUCAGAAUCCAAGAACAAGAAGAACACAUUGAAGCCCUCUUGGUCAAGGUCAACAACCUCGAGAAGCAAAAGUCCCGCCUCCAAUCCGAAGUCGAGGUUCUUAUCAUUGACUUGGAGAAAGCAAAUAACACCGCUAGAGAACUUCAAAAACGCGUUGAACAACUCGAGAGAAUCAAUAUUGACUUGAAGACCCGUCUCGAUGAAACUGUUCAAUUGUACGAGCAAAGCCAACGUGAUCUCCGUAACAAGGUCACUGAAUUGCAACGCGCUGUACACGAAUUGGACAAAACUCGCGAACUCAAGGACCAACUUGCCAGAGAAAAUAAGAAAUUGUGCGACGAUCUCAGCGACUCUAAGAUUACCAUUACUGAACUUACUCGUCGUCUCCAUGAACUCGACUUGGAAGUUCGCCGUUUGGAAAAUGAACGUGAUGAACUUACUGCAGCCUACAAAGAAGCUGAAGCCGGACGUAAAGCUGAAGAACAACGUGCCCAACGUCUUGCUGCUGAACUUGGUCAAUUCCGUCAUGAGGCCGAAAAACGUCUUCAAGAAAAAGACGAAGAAAUUGAAGCAAUCCGCAAGGCAACCAGCAUCGAAAUUGAACAGCUCAAUGCCCGCGUCGUCGAAGCCGAAACCAGGCUCAAGACUGAGGUCACCCGCAUCAAGAAGAAGUUGCAGAUCCAAAUCACCGAGCUCGAGAUGUCCUUGGACUCCGCCAACAAACUCAACAUCGACCUCCAAAAGACCAUCAAGAAACAAUCCCUGCAACUCACCGAAAUCCAGGCUCACUACGACGAAAUCCAACGUCAAUUGCAAGUUACUCUUGACCAACUCAGCGUAUCACAAAGAAGAGUACAGGCACUUACCGCCGAAUCUGAAGAAAUCAGGAGCAAUUAUGAAGGUGCUCUUCGUGGUAAGAGGCAAGCCGAGCAAAUGUACGAAGAAGCUGGCACUCGCAUCAACGAGCUCACCACCAUCAACGUCAACCUUUCUUCAAUGAAGGUCAAGAUUGAACAAGAACUGUCCUCAGUUCUUGCUGACUACGAUGAAAUCACCAAGGAACUCCGCAUUUCUGAUGAACGCUACCAACGUGUACAGGCCGAACUCAAACAUACCGUCGAAAUCCUGCAUGAAGAACAAGAGCGCGUGGUCAAGAUCGAAGCUAUCAAGAAGAGUCUGGAAAUAGAAGUCAAGAACCUCUCAGUCCGUUUGGAAGAAGUCGAAGCCAACGCUAUCGUUGGAGGAAAACGUAUCAUCAGCAAACUCGAAGCUCGUAUCAGGGAUUGCGAAGCUGAACUCGAUGAAGAAAAGAGACGUCACGCCGAAACCAUCAAGAUCUUGCGCAAGAAGGAACGUACUGUUAAGGAAGUCAUGAUCCAAUGUGAAGAGGACCAAAAGAACAUCGCUCUAUUGCAAGAAACUUUAGACAAGGCUAAUUCGAAGAUUACUAUUUUCAAGAGACAACUACAAGAAGUCGAGGGUGUAUCUAGCCAAAGCAUAACUCGCGUACGUCGAUUCCAGAGGGAAUUGGAAGCCGCCGAAGACCGUGCCGAAACCGCCGAAAGCAAUCUGUCCCUCAUCCGCGCCAAACACCGCACUUUCGUCACCACCAGUACAGUACCUGGCUCCCAAGUCUACUUGGUACAAGAACAACGAGCAUCUUCCGAAAUCUAAUCAUCUCCUAUUCUAGCUACUAAUAAACUACCCCAUUCGGCCGAAUAACAACAUCAAAGACAUUUAUCCAUACAGCAGCGACAUCUGCGAAGGAAAACUUGAGUUGGAAGACUCGUUUGCCUUCGUCAGUUUCUUGCUGUGUGUAAACUUGUCUUUGGGCUCGCGACAUGGUGGAAGACAUCAUCAUACAAGAUCAUUUUUUUUUGUUCUUCGUGCACAUAAUUAAAUAAUAUUUACCACUCUCUUUGAAAUAUUAUUAUUAUUAUAACGAAACGUACAUAUUUCAUUAAAUAAAUUAAUAAAAUGAGUAAGCGAUUUAUAUUUGUUUGCAAUCGCACGAUGAGUCCAUGGUAUGGAAAUUUGUAGGUUUCUAAUAAACUGUUAUGUUAUGUAAUUGUACUUAUAUCACUGAUGUGUGCUUCUAUUAGAGGUACAAGGGUUAUUGGAAUGUAAUUUAUAAGUUUUUGAAUGUACCGUGUAAGAAUAAAUUGCUUAUAAAUAA
Diabrotica virgifera virgifera (western corn rootworm) is the source of this 3312-nucleotide messenger RNA. Its product is annotated as paramyosin, long form-like. The record is from RefSeq and is a predicted model, not a curated record. Lineage: Eukaryota; Metazoa; Arthropoda; Insecta; Coleoptera; Chrysomelidae. The transcript has 12 exons. Bases 168 to 2810 code for a protein of 880 amino acids. Gene Ontology annotation, cellular component: myosin complex.